This is a messenger RNA of Vitis vinifera (wine grape), 2775 nucleotides long. RefSeq names its product polypyrimidine tract-binding protein homolog 2. The transcript is spliced from 14 exons. The coding region runs from base 27 to 2363 and encodes 778 amino acids. Gene Ontology annotation, molecular function: mRNA binding. The record is from RefSeq and is a predicted model, not a curated record. NCBI's taxonomy places the organism in Eukaryota, Viridiplantae, Streptophyta, Magnoliopsida, Vitales, Vitaceae. Gene Ontology annotation, cellular component: nucleus. Gene Ontology annotation, biological process: regulation of RNA splicing.
AAGCUCCACAACCUUUUCCCCCUCCAAUGGUGAAGCUCGCAUCCGCCAGAGAGAGCCGCCUCUAUGGCACUCGCCUCGCUCGGAACCGCUUCGAGUACAUAAACGCCGGCCUCUACGUCUUCGCCACCAUCGUUCUCCUCAGCGGAUUCGUCUCCCAGCUCUCCAGAGACCCCAAAUCAGGGCUUGCGCUGAUGAUGAUAGGGUUAGGGCUCUUGUUUGUGGUGAAUGUUCAUGAUCUGGUGGCGCACAUGGCCGGGAUCGAUUACAGAUUAGGGUUGAUGGAGUUUGAUCUUCAGCUUGGGCUUGUGGAGUUCUCGGUUCCGUUUGUUCAGGCCAUGGGGUAUCUCCUCUCCUUCUUGGGCAUUCUCUUCCUCUUCCUUCAGGAAGAGAAAGGCUAUGGUUACUUCAAAUUGGAGAGGCAUGCUUUGAACAUGCUUAUUGCUGGCCCUGUUCUAUGGGUGCUUGGCUCGAUCCAUAACUCGUGCCAAAUCUACGAGAGAGCUGAUGGACACAUCCAAAUAUUGCAGCAGAGCGUCCACAUCCCAUUCUUAAUGGGAAGCUUGUUGUUCAUGGUGGGUUCAAUUAUAAACUGCCAUGAGCAAGCGCGAUUGGUUCAUCAUGGUAUAGACUUAUUGGGUAUGGCUUGGGUGUGGUUAGGCAUGUUUGGGUCGCUACUGUUCUUCAUUGGGGGCCUAAUGAAUGUGGUGAAAGUGUUCAAAAUGCAGCAAAUGGAUGGAUUAAGGCUUGAAAAACUCCGAGGAGGGGCACAAGAGAGACUGAUUCAUGAAAGGGAAGGCCAAAUCCCUCUCAUCCUAGAAGAUCAGAGGAGGAGAAAAAUACAUGUGGAGGAAACAAUGCCAGUUGUGGUUCCAACUCCUUACAGGGAUGUCCUUGUAGGCCAUAGUUUGGCAAUAGGCAUUGUUGUGGGGUGGAAAGAUUUCCUUACGAAGUGUGACGCGCAAGGGUCCAAAGGACUUCAUAUCUCUGCAGUGUCCUUCAACCAAUUGGGGUUAUUGUACGGAAUGGCAUCUGUAUCAAGUCAACCACAAUUCCGUUACACUCAACCACCAUCCAAGGUGCUCCAUUUAAGGAACUUGCCAUGGGAGUGCACAGAGGAGGAAUUGAUUGAGCUGGGAAAGCCAUUUGGUAAAGUUGUCAACACAAAAUGCAAUGUUGGGGCAAACAGGAAUCAAGCUUUUAUUGAAUUUGCAGAUUUGAAUCAAGCUAUUGCAAUGAUAUCAUAUUAUGCUUCAUCUUCAGAGCCGGCUCAAGUACGGGGGAAAACCGUCUACUUACAAUAUUCCAACCGGCAAGAAAUAGUAAACAACAAAACAUCUGCUGAUGUUGCUGGAAAUGUACUGCUGGUGACAAUCGAGGGUGCUGAUGCACGCCUUGUGAGCAUUGACGUUUUACACUUGGUGUUUUCUGCUUUUGGAUUUGUGCAUAAGAUCACUACCUUUGAGAAGACAGCCGGAUUCCAGGCUUUGGUGCAAUUUUCAGAUUCAGAAACUGCCUCUGCUGCAAAAAAUGCCUUGGAUGGAAGGAGCAUCCCGAGGUACCUACUUCCAGAGCAUUUGGGACCAUGCACUCUUAGGAUUACAUUUUCUGCACACACAGAUUUGAGUGUGAAAUUCCAAAGCCACCGCAGCAGGGACUACACUAAUCCUUAUCUUCCUGUUGCUUCAUCAGCCAUAGAUGGAAGUGGUCAAUUUAGCAUGGGUUUUGAUGGAAGAAAAGUAGAACCUGAAAGUAAUGUUCUUCUUGCAUCUAUUGAGAACAUGCAGUAUGCUGUCACCUUGGAUGUCUUACACAUGGUUUUUUCUGCUUUUGGGCCUAUCCAAAAGAUUGCAAUGUUUGAUAAGAAUGGAGGAGUUCAGGCUUUGAUUCAAUACCCUGAUGUUCAGACAGCAAUUGUUGCUAAGGAAGCCUUGGAAGGACACUGCAUUUAUGAUGGAGGGUUUUGCAAGCUCCACAUCUCAUAUUCACGCCAUACAGAUCUCAGUAUAAAGGUCAACAAUGAUAGGAGCAGAGAUUACACUAGCCCCGUGUUGAGCUCCCAACCUUCUGUUCUGGGCCAACAACCAGUUCCAAUUCCAGGUCCCUCCACUCAUCAGUUUGAAGGAGCCCAGUAUGCCUCACCUUCGGAUCAGCCGGUGAUACAUCAGCCUUCUGCAGGAUGGGCCACAUCUGCUGCAGCAGCAGGAGCACCACCACCACCACCUCAGUCCAUGCCAAUGCAGCAGCACAACCACCCCUACAUGCCACCUGGGACCAUGCCUCCUCAACCAGUCCCUGGAAUGAUGCCAAUGCAGACCCAGACUGGCCUACCUCAGUCAGCAGCAAUGCCCCCAUACAGCCAUUGAUCAGCUGCAGCAACAACAACAUCAUCAUCAUCAUCAUCUCUCAGAUUAGUUUUUUUUCCAAUGUCGGUAUCAGUCUUCUUGUGAACGGUAGCAGCAGCCUGCCUCCAUGGAAUCUGCAAAUCCAAGGGAGAGGGCAAUGUCCAUCACCCAAACUAAGCCUCUACAUGUGGGGAAGAACCUCCCAUUUCCAGAAAUUCAAAUCUCUUCUUUUUUACCUUUUUCUAGAUUUUGAAAUGAAGGUUCCGGGCAAUGCGGCCUUGCGUUGCCAAUUGAUCUUCCUUUUGUGCUACUGUGAAAUAUUUUACUUUUCUCCAUUAUCAUUACGUUCUUGUGGCUUAAACCUUUGCGGCUUCUCAUGUGAUUGUUCAGAUAAAAAAAGGGUCACAGUGCCUAGAUCCCACAAAUCCUCUUA